Molecule: messenger RNA, 1146 nt
Organism: Fonsecaea erecta
Lineage: Eukaryota; Fungi; Ascomycota; Eurotiomycetes; Chaetothyriales; Herpotrichiellaceae
Exons: 2
Coding region: 1-1146 (381 amino acids)
Molecular function (GO): RNA binding
Source: RefSeq, a predicted model, not a curated record
AUGCAACGGAUUCUACGCAUAAACCUCCAAGCUCGCAAUCAAGCUCUCAAAGCCUCGCGUCGGAAAAAUUAUGAAAAGCUCCGGGAAGACUGGAAAGAAUACGAAGGCCGUUUGAUCCAGACAGAGAAAGUGAAAAAUGCCCACAUCAAAGCCGAGCGCAGAGCCCGGCGGGAGGAUUGGGUCAUGGGGCCUCUAGCACCGAAACGAGAUGUCGGCACAAAGCAAGAUUUCUACGGCACCGUGAGCAACCUGCUCUAUCAAGGGCCUGUAUUUCCCCCAAAAGUCAGACAUGGUCCCAAGAGUAAUGGGUGGGACGCUAUCGGAGGUGAAGGGAGAGAAGAGGAACAGAAAGAGUGGGAAGGGUUCGGAAAUGAAGGAAAUAUCGUGGAGGGAGAUCGAGUGUGCAUUGUGAAGGGAAAGGCCAGUUUGAUUGGGCAGAUUGGCAAAGUAAAGGAUGUCAGCGCCGAUUCCAAAGAGCUGAGAAUAGAAGGUUUGAAUAUGGCCGAUGUUGAGAUCCCCGAGAGCUUUGGCGAACAGCGUGACAAAGUACACUACUCGUCCCUCGAAUUACCCGUGCCCAUCGGAGACGUACGCCUUGUUUAUCGUCUUACCGACCCUGACACAGGCCGCGACCGGGACGUCAUUGUCAAACACAUCCGUGGCGGCGCCCCGUACUUCCAGCGCGAACCAAACUCGCCUUUACCGCGGCAUACACGCUACAUCGCCGGGGACGAUAUUCAGAUACCCUGGCCGGAAGUUGAAGCACCCACGUAUCAAGCCUUCGAGGGAGAUACUACGCGCUACGACGUGGAGUCACAAACUUGGACGCCCACAAUAUACCAGUCCCCUCUUCCCUCCCAGGAGAUAUUUGACGACUUGACAGAAGAUGAUAAAUAUCGGCGAGACAGAGCAUGGCACGAAGACGAGUAUGUGAGGAUGAAGGUCUUGGAGGAUGCGCGUGCAGAAUGGUUCAAGGAGAGGAAGAUCCAGGGUCCCUUGGCGAAGUUGGCCGAGGAGAAACUCAAGACGGUGGCGGAGAGAGCUGAGGCAAUCAAGCAAGCCGGAAUGAGCGAAGAGACGGUGAAGGUCUUGUUGGAAGAGAUGAAUGCUGCAAGAGGGAAGAGAAGACUGAAAACACCAGCGUGA